AUGGCUUCUGUGCAUCAUAAAAAAUGGAAGGAGGCUGGUAUACAAGAAGCCAUCAUUAGUUCAACAUACGAAAUAAGAAAAGUAGCCAACUUGGUUAUUGGGUUUGCUGAGAAGUGGUGUUCUGAGACCAAUACUUUCAUUUUUCCAUGGGGUGAAGCAACCAUCACAUUGGAGGAUGUUAUGGUUUUGGGAGGUUUCUCGGCUUUGGGGGACUCUGUUUUAAGCCCUCUUCAGAGCAAACAAAUGAAAGAAGUCGAAGAGAAAUUCAUUGAGGGGCAAAAAGAAAUUUACAACAGUGGGACUAGAGAGGUUACCACAAACUUGUGGGUGAAGAAGUUCAUGAACAGUGGGAAUGAAUUCGAGCACGAAGCGUUUCUUGCCUUUUGGUUGUCGAGGUUUGUCCUUGUUGGUUCUCGUAAUUCAAUACAGAAUUCUGUUUUCUCUGUUGCAAUCCAUUUAGCUAGGGGGACCCGAAUCGCUCUUGCACCGGCCGUUCUUGCUAGCAUUUAUAAAGAUUUGAGCUUGUUGAAAAAGGCAAUUGUAGGCUCAAAGGAAUUAGAUUUCACCCUGAAGCUGAAGUCACCAUUUCAUUUAGUUCAGGUUUGGGCAUGGGAAAGAUUCUCAGAACUUAAGCCAGAAAACCCAAAUCCUAUAAACUCUUAUGAGCCAAGAAUGGCUAGAUGGGAUAAAGUGAAGGGUGUGAGAGUUGAAAACUUAAGAAGGGUUUUAGACUCAGCCAGAGAAAAUUUCCUGUGGCGCCCUUAUGCCUUGGUCACUGAUAACUGGCAUAUCCCUAAAUACUAUCCACAAGAGGAAAAGUGGGUUUUGAUUGGACCUGAUUUGGAUGAUGAAUUGCUCUCAUUAGUGAGAUGCUUGAGGGCCAGUGAGCUAGUUGGACUCUAUACUAUAGAGCAUUACCUUCCACACCGGGUCGCUAUGCAAUUUGGAUAUGAUCAAGACCUUCCAUGUUCUGUUACUCGAGCUAACCACAAUUCGGAUACAGCCUGGGACUACAACAAGGAAAUCAAGAACGUAAAAUUGUAUCUUCCAUCUAGGCUUGUGGAGGCUAAUGUUACCACAAAGUACUUGAAGUGGUGGAAGCAAUCAGUGUCAGGUCUUGAAGAUGCAAGGGAAGCUGCUGUGCCACAAAAAACGGGAACAAAGAAUUCGAAAUGUUUGCUUUCGAGGGCUAACCACCCCUCUGAACCUCCUGGUUUUCCUCCCAAACGUAAAAGAAUGGAAGCUGGAGAUCCUAUUGAUGAGGAUGAACUAACUGUAUCACAGCUUUUGAAAUUUCGCAAGAAGCAUGAGAACUUGGGGAUUAUACAAUGCAGUGAUGGUGAGAAAUUAUCAAGUCAAGCUCAACAUUUUGCAUCUCCAAUUGCACAAAAAAGCUAUGAUUUGACUUGA
Messenger RNA from Prunus avium (sweet cherry), 1410 nucleotides. RefSeq lists its product as uncharacterized. The record is from RefSeq and is a predicted model, not a curated record. Lineage: Eukaryota; Viridiplantae; Streptophyta; Magnoliopsida; Rosales; Rosaceae. Gene Ontology annotation, biological process: meristem maintenance; meristem development.